UAGACAAAUUUUGACAAACAAUAAACAAAUUGUUGUAGUUAGGGUACUUUAACAGGUUUUCAUUUGAGUUCAUUCAUUUAAUUUGGAUUAUGCUAUUAUAAUAGUUCAGAAAAAAUACAGUUAAAAUGAAUUAUGCAAACGUCAUUAUUUGUACUUGCUUUGCAACUUCGCUAAUGGUUCAACAUGGUAAAAGUAGUAAUGAUACUACAACAGAACCGACGACAAUUUCCACUGCAACAGAGCCGACGAUGGCAACUUCAACAACAGCAGAACUGACGACAACUUCAACAACAACAGAACCGACGACAGCUACAGUAACACCAGUAACUAGUGCAUCAGGUUCUGGUGACAGUGGAAGUGCAUCAUUAGUAGUUAAUUUUUAUCAGAUGGCUUUAUGCGUCUGUAUAAGUAUAGCAUCAUCCAAAAGAACACGUGUGAUAUCUUCUGGAGUAUUGUCAUAGAUAUUUCAAGAAAAAGACGACAAACAAACCUGAAAGAAACCUGAAAGAAACAUUGAAUUCUUAUUUCUUUUUUUU
This is a messenger RNA of Mytilus californianus (California mussel), 536 nucleotides long. RefSeq lists its product as uncharacterized. NCBI's taxonomy places the organism in Eukaryota, Metazoa, Mollusca, Bivalvia, Mytilida, Mytilidae. The transcript is spliced from 4 exons. The record is from RefSeq and is a predicted model, not a curated record. Bases 126 to 461 code for a protein of 111 amino acids.